AUUUUGGUUUAUCCUCGGGGAUAGCGGGGCUGGGCCAGCUCUUCCAUAAACCCUGGCAUGCAGGUUGUACAGCUCAGGCGCAAAACCCUGCUUUGCCCAAAGGUGCAGGGAGUCGUUCCCUGAGCUCCUGAAGUUCUGUGCUUCAGUAUCUGCAGUCAGAACAUUCUCUACACAUCGGUUAUGGGAUGGAUCCAGGUAAAUCCUUGGACAUGCCCUGGAUGCGCAGACCUUCCAUACAGAGACCCUCAGCACCUGCAGCUCAGGAAGAUGAAUGCUGCUGGCAGAGCUUGUCUGUUUGUAUUGUGUUUGUGUAAGAAUGAGCAGGGAAAUGAACUUUCCUCGAGUGUUUCCCGUCCUCAGCUGAGCAAGACCUGGUGAAGCUCAGUGUUAGACCUGGUACAGCCAGGUUAGAUCAGGAAAGCCUAAAACUGGGGCAGACCAGCCUGGGGGUGAAGGAACCCCCUGGGUAAAUGAUGCAGGAAGGGCCAGUCCUCGUUCCUGGAGCCCCUCUGCCCGUGCCCAUGUCCCAUCUCCUCUCUGUGCUCUUCCCUUGUCCCCAGGCCAUGGAUUCUCCCUAUGCCAACGGAGCCUACAGCCCCCCGUACCCGCCCUAUGCCAGCCUGCCGCAGCCACGGGGCUUCUACUGCUCGGGGCCGGCACGCAGCCCCUACCCCCCCGAGCCCCCCGGCCUCUACCGGCCCCCGUCGCCCGCCCCCGCCUGGAGCUUUGUGCCCCCCGAGUGUCCCAGCGAGGGCUCCGCGCUCCGCCGGCAGCAGCAGGGCCCCGGCUACUCCCCGCCGCAGACCCCAGGAAUGCCGAUGCCGCAGUAUCCGUACGGAGAUGGCAGUGCAGGGAUCACGGGGCCACAGCCCAGAGCCCUGGAGGACACCUGGGGCCCCCCCUCAGUCUAUGGGGUGCAGCCACGUUACGGCUGGCCCGCGGCCUCGGGGCACAGCAACCUCUACGUCUCUGAUUCACACCCAGGCUGGACUGGCAGUGGGGCUCCUGCCCAGCCUCCCUCCUGGGAGCCACAGGGACAGGACUCUGUCUAUGACAGAGCUGAGCAGAGCCCCAGCCCCCACAGUUACUACUCUGACGUGGAGCAGCGGCCCUCGGGGCCAGUGACUGAGCACAGGAUGGCCAAGGCCGCCCCGUGCCAGCCCCGGGUGCAGUACAGUGCCCAGCCCCAGCUCUACGAGCUCGCCCCACGGAAGGCCCUGGCCGGGAGCCGCGAGCUGGGCCGCAGAGCUGCUGAGCAGCCUUGCAGCAAUCCUGCAGCCCUGCAGCCCGAGAUCCAGAGGAUCCUGCACGUGAUGGGGGAGGCUGGACAGCUGGAGGAAGAGGUGGAUGAGUUUGUAGGGAAAAAGACAGAUAAAUCCUAUCGGCUCCUGGAGGAGAUGCUGACCAAGCUGCUGCUGGAGCUGGAUUCCAUUGAGACUGGGGGCCAGGACAGCGUCCGGCAGGCCAGGAAAGAGUCCGUCCACAGAAUUCAGGCCAUACUGGAAAAACUGGAAAGAAAGGGAUUGUGAAAGCACAUGAGCCACAACACACAGCUGUUGUUGAGGUUCCAAAGAGUUUCAGUUCUCUUAAAUCUCAGCUCUUUCUGCUACGCACUAUUGACAUGGAAUAGCAAUAAGCCCUGAGUCAACAAAUCAAAUCAAACCCACCAAAAAGCCAGCCCAGAAGCCCAGCCCUGAGAAACAACUCAGCAAAGGACAAAUUGAGAGAGGUUUGAAGCAGCAAGAGUGUUUAAUGAAGAUGUUGAAGAGAGCUGGGCCAAGGAUGGAGGCCUGUGGGGUUGUGUACAGAGUUCCCCAGAGCAGGUCCAGUCUCUGGGUGUCUCCUCCUGCCACAGCCAGUCUUUGAACACUGCAAUGUGCAGCCACCAACCAAGACUCUGGGCUUGUCCUCACUGCCUGUAAUUUCAGCUUCAGCUCCCUUGCCAUAAACCCCAUGUGUCCUCAUAGGGGUUGUUUGGGUUUAGUGCACUGAAGGAGCAGCACUGAAGUGCUGGAGGGAGGGGCUGUGCUGGCACAUGUCAGGUGGUGCUGUUCCUCUUCUGUGGUGCAGAGCCAGUGUGGGGUGUCCCUGUGGGCAUAGGAACAGACUGGAAAUCCUAGUUCUGCCACUGGAAGUGCAAGUUAAGGAAAGAACAGAUGCAGGAUGCUUGGAAGUGAUUUUCAGGUCAGUUGGGUCAAAAUCCCGUUUAAUGUCCCUCUCCAUCCUGUGAGUUUUGUGUCCCACUGUGCAGCACCACGGGGAGGGAGCAGCUCGGCCUGUUCCAGCCUCCUGGUCACCACCUGCACAGCAACUCACUGCUAUGUGUGAUUCUUAAUAAACCCUGACCAGUUUUAAAUGUUA
This is a messenger RNA of Oenanthe melanoleuca, 2361 nucleotides long. It is a transcript of the gene BAG4, whose product is annotated as BAG cochaperone 4. The transcript has 3 exons. The record is from RefSeq and is a predicted model, not a curated record. Gene Ontology annotation, molecular function: adenyl-nucleotide exchange factor activity; protein-folding chaperone binding. Gene Ontology annotation, biological process: protein stabilization. Gene Ontology annotation, cellular component: cytoplasm; cytosol; nucleus. NCBI's taxonomy places the organism in Eukaryota, Metazoa, Chordata, Aves, Passeriformes, Muscicapidae. Bases 471 to 1529 code for a protein of 352 amino acids.